Molecule: messenger RNA, 1407 nt
Organism: Malassezia vespertilionis
Lineage: Eukaryota; Fungi; Basidiomycota; Malasseziomycetes; Malasseziales; Malasseziaceae
Exons: 1
Coding region: 1-1407 (468 amino acids)
Molecular function (GO): metal ion binding
Source: RefSeq, a predicted model, not a curated record
AUGCAUGGCAAAGCAGCGCAUACGCCCGGCCUUAAUGCCGCCGCAUUUGCGUUUCAACCGCGCAACCAAGCUGAUGCAGCGCUGAGCGAGUCGGACGACGACGAAUUUUCGCCGUUUUCAGCGCGUGCAUCGGCGCCACAGAUGCCGAUGGCCACGCCCCCAGACCCUCUUGCCGAAACGCAGUUGGCGAGCAGCGACUUUACCUGUGAAGAAAUCGAGACGCUCAAUGCAGCACAGUCCGAGACGCCUUUCGAUACGUUUUGCGCCACGUAUCUCUCGCAGCACAUGCACGAAUUCACGACGCAGGAAUCGCUGCGCGAUGCGCCGCGCAAAGUGCACGAGGCGCUCGAGCGACACCACUACGAUGUUGAGGCCACCGUACGCUCGCUCCAAGCAGUGGAUGUUGGCGAGUCUACGCACAGCGCGCCAGCCAAUGCAGCUGAAGGCGCGCGCGUGUGCCGCUACUUUCUCGCCGGCGAGUGCCGCCGCUCCGACUGCCGCUUCUCGCACGACCUGAACAAAGCACUGUGUCGCUUCUGGCUGCGUGAGCAGUGCUUGAACGAUCCAUGCUUAUUCUUGCACGAUUUCGACGCUUUCACUGCGCUGGUAGCGAGCAUGUCGAUCAAGCCAGCGCCGGAGCAGCCCGCCAAGGUCGUUGUCCCGAACGCCGAGCGGCGGCGCCUCGAUCCAUCCGAAACGCGCUGGGCUGCAGCGGCACAGCAAGCGCCAAGGACAGGGCGAGCUGUGCAGAAAAAGACUCUCGAAAAGCCGGCGCCUUUUGUGCCGCGCGCGUCGGCACGCAUUGCGCUGCGCCCGCCGACGCUGCUGCCCACCUUGUCGACGGGCACAAAGCUUGCCGCAGAUAUGGGCAAAGCGCGCGCCGCGCUCCAGCAGAAUGGCAAGGUCGACGAGCAAAGUUGGGCGACGAUCGAGGCGCUUGUGCGCGCGCGGCACCGACCGAUCCGCGAGCAACUGCUCGCCGCGGCCGGCGAUCUUGGCGGCUGGGGCGGCAGUGCGCAAGCGAGUGAUGAGCCGGGCGCACAGAGAACUCGGGGGCGCUGGGCAGGCGCGAAUCUAGGCCUCUGCCUGGGCGUAGCGCGCCAAGCGAAUCUAGGCAAGUAUGCAAAGCACGCGCUCUCCAUGGACGAGCGCACCGAAGCGUUUCUCGAUAUGCACGGCUUGCAUGGCGCGCAGGCUGUGCAGGCGUGCGAGCAUUUCCUGCUAGGACUCGAGUCAGAGUCUUUCCGAGGCCUGGCGUACCUCGGUGUGGGCGUCGGAAAGCACGCAGGGGCGAAUGUGGGCAAGGGAAAGGUGGCAACGCAAGUGCGUGCGUUCCUGCAGGAAUGGGGCUACCCUUUUACCGAGUAUGACGGUGUGCUUGUGUGUGAUCCAAACACGCACCUGUAG